AUGCGAAGCGUGUUGGUGCUGUGUUUGUUGAUUGGAGCUGUGGUCGGCGGCUAUCAAUCGGUUCGGGUGCUCGGAAAGUUGACGUGUAAAGGGAAGCCCUACGGAAAUGCCAAGAUUAAGCUGUACGAUCAUGACACGUUCACGAUGGACGACAAGCUGGCUGAGGUCCGUUCAAACGCCGACGGAUCUUUCGAAAUUGAGGGAAUCGGUUCGGAGAGGACCCGGCUAAAUGUCCAAUUAAAUAUCUAUCAUCGAUGCGAUAAGACGAUUCCACUCUGCUAUUACAAGGCGACGUUCCCAAUCCCAUACACCUAUAUCUCCACUGGCCCCCGGGCACAAAAGCCCUACGAUGUACAAACAAUCGAGCUGUCCAUGCUGAAGAAGGAACGUGAUUGCUUGAAU
This is a messenger RNA of Mesorhabditis spiculigera, 402 nucleotides long. The record is from the annotation of a GenBank genome assembly. NCBI's taxonomy places the organism in Eukaryota, Metazoa, Nematoda, Chromadorea, Rhabditida, Rhabditidae.